Messenger RNA from Hipposideros armiger (great roundleaf bat), 787 nucleotides. Its product is annotated as solute carrier family 12 member 8-like. Gene Ontology annotation, biological process: cell volume homeostasis; potassium ion import across plasma membrane; potassium ion homeostasis. Gene Ontology annotation, molecular function: potassium:chloride symporter activity. The record is from RefSeq and is a predicted model, not a curated record. NCBI's taxonomy places the organism in Eukaryota, Metazoa, Chordata, Mammalia, Chiroptera, Hipposideridae. The coding region runs from base 38 to 787 and encodes 249 amino acids. Gene Ontology annotation, cellular component: membrane. The transcript has 6 exons.
GAAAGAUGAGUGGCAUCUAUCUGAGCACCAAAGAGUUAUGGCGAGGGGUCUCCUCAUCCAGACCACCAGGACCCCCAUUUCCACGAAGAUGGCCCAGAUGUCUCAGGUGCAGGAACUCUUCCAUGAGGCAGCCCAGCAGGAGGCGCUGGCCCAGCCCCAGCCCUGGUGGAAGACCCAGCUGUUUGUAUGGGAGCCAGUGCUGUUUGGGACCUGGGAUGGUGUGUUCACGUCCUGCAUGAUCAACAUUUUUGGAGUUGUCCUUUUCUUGAGGACUGGCUGGCUGGUGGGAAACACAGGCGUGCUCAUGGGCAUGUUUCUGGUGUCCUUCGUCAUCCUGGUGGCCCUCGUCACCGUGCUGUCUGGCAUCGGUGUGGGGGAGCACUGUGGCAUUGGCAGUGGUGGCGUCUACUCCAUGAUCUCCUCGGUCCUGGGUGGGCAGACCGGAGGCACGAUUGGGCUGCUGUAUGUGUUUGGACAGUGUGUUGCAGGUGCCAUGUACAUCACUGGCUUCGCUGAGUCCAUCUCCGAUUUGCUGAGCCUCAGGAAUAUCUGGGCCGUGCGAGGGAUUUCAGUCGCGGUGCUUGUGGCCUUGCUGGGGAUUAACCUAGCGGGCGUCAAGUGGAUCAUCCGGCUCCAGCUGCUGCUACUGCUCUUGCUGGCCGUGUCCACACUGGACUUCGUGCUGGGCUCUUUCACACACCUGGACCCAGGAUCCAUGUACUACCUAACCUUCAAGCUCACACUGCUGCUAGCCAUUGGGGCUGCUGUGCUACUGACUGAAUUGUGA